Molecule: messenger RNA, 900 nt
Organism: Strongyloides ratti
Lineage: Eukaryota; Metazoa; Nematoda; Chromadorea; Rhabditida; Strongyloididae
Product: Exosome complex component RRP45
Exons: 1
Coding region: 1-900 (299 amino acids)
Biological process (GO): nuclear polyadenylation-dependent rRNA catabolic process; exonucleolytic trimming to generate mature 3'-end of 5.8S rRNA from tricistronic rRNA transcript (SSU-rRNA, 5.8S rRNA, LSU-rRNA); TRAMP-dependent tRNA surveillance pathway
Cellular component (GO): cytoplasmic exosome (RNase complex); nuclear exosome (RNase complex)
Source: RefSeq, a predicted model, not a curated record
AUGAGGGAUGAUCCUCUAUCAACGCAAGAAUGUGAAUUUUAUCAAAAAUCAUUCAGGGAAAAUUCACGUUUUGAUAAUAGAUCUAAUUUAGAUCAUAGUAAUUUAAGUAUAAUGUUUGGUAAAGAGUUAGGGACAUGUUUUGUUACACUUGGACAAACAAAAAUUCUAGCUAAAGCAGUUUUAAGUUGGAGUUCAACACGUGAAAAUAGAAAAAGUUCUGGAUUUAUUGAAAUGUUUGUAUCGAAAGGAAAUUUAGGUAGUACAAAGGCUGAACCUUUAAAAUUAGAAGGAAGACAUUUAGAAAUGUUACGAUGUCUUGAAUAUGUUAUCCGGGAGACAGAUUGUGUUGAUGUCGAUAGUUUGUGUAUACGUAUUAAAGAGACCUGUCUUCAGCUACGUAUUGAUAUUCAUAUAAUAGAUGACUUUGGUGGUUUAUGUGAUGCUGGUAGUAUUGCUGUAAUUGGUGCUUUAAAACAUUGUUAUGUACCAAUGUACGAAACAACGGCAGAAUGUGAUUAUAUUUACAACGAUCUCUAUAAAUAUGGAAAACCUUUGACGGUUUUUCAUACACCAAUUGCAACAACUUUUGGUUUAUGGAAUGACACUGGGAUAUGUGUUGUUGAACCAACAAAUCGUGAGGAAAUGGCAUUAGAUGGGCAAGUUGUUAUAUCUGUAAAUAAUCGUAGUGAAGUAUGUGGAAUUUACCAAAUCAAUCAAAUUGAUAUAAAUGCUUCUAAAAUGUCAGAACUAAUACAAAUUGCCGAAAAAAGAACUAAAUUUGUUACUGAAGUUCUUAACAAUGCUCUAGUACAAGACGCAACAAAUAGGAAACAAGGAGUUCCUGUAAAGCCAUUCCACUCUUUGAUUGACCUUAACUCUAUUAAUACUUUUGUAAUGUGA